Phyllotreta striolata is the source of this 793-nucleotide messenger RNA. Lineage: Eukaryota; Metazoa; Arthropoda; Insecta; Coleoptera; Chrysomelidae. The record is from the annotation of a GenBank genome assembly.
UAUAGGUUAUGUUAGAGCAUGCUGCUAUGUUAUUGUAAUUUGUAAUCAAAUUCGAAUAUUUUACUAAAAAAUAUUGAAAUGUCGGAAGUAAAUAUAGAUACUGAUCUCUUCGAGCCCAAGAAAGCCUCUAAAAGAGCAAUGGUCGUGGAAACUAUGGAUGUAGACACACACAAUGGAAUCGAGGGAACUAACAAAGUUAGACCGCCGAAGAAAAAAAGAUCCAGGAACCAAUCAUUUUCAGAUAAUAGUGACGAUACCAGGAAGAUUCCUGUUCCAUCUCAUCGUUAUUCUCCAUUGAAAGAAAAUUGGUUGAAAAUAUUCACUCCUAUCGUGGAACAUCUUCAGCUUCAAGUUCGGUUCAACUUAAAAACGAGAAACGUUGAAAUUAAGACUUGUAAAGAAACUAAAGAUAUUGCUAAUUUGCAAAAAGCAGCAGAUUUCGUAAAAGCUUUUAUAUACGGUUUUGAAGUCGAAGAUGCACUAGCAUUAAUUCGUUUGGAUGAUUUAUUUGUAGAAUCCUUUGAAAUAAAGGAUGUCAAGACGUUGAAAGGUGACCACCAGUCCAGGGCAAUUGGAAGGCUGGCAGGAAAAGGUGGUCGAACAAAAUUUACAAUUGAAAAUGUUACAAAAACUAGAAUAGUGUUAGCAGAUAGUAAGAUUCAUAUUUUAGGCAGUUUUCAAAACAUAGCUUUAGCUAGGAGAGCAAUUUGUAAUUUGAUUCUGGGCUCUCCUCCUUCUAAAGUCUAUGGACAAUUACGAAAUGUAGCCUCGAGGGUUUCUGAACGAAUGUGAA